AUGCACAAGAAAAAACCAAAGAGCAUUUACACUUCGCGCUCCUCAUACUCCGACCGUGCCAAAAAGGAGAACGAGUCUUUCAAGGAGGUGAUCGUCCCUGUACAAGCGAUCGAAACAGCGUUGUUGUUGCUCAACUCACAGGAGGACGCAGUGCUCGUAACCGUGUUUAAGAACAUCACCGAAUAUGCACGCAAGCAGAACGAAAAUGUGGAGGAACUCAAAAGAUUGAAACUGCUCGAUUUGUUAUUGGAGAAGAAGUUCUAUAUGACAUCCGAAGCGGUAAUGAUCCGACGUUUUGCCACAUACUUGGCUUGUACGCUCGUUGAGAGCAUGGAUGUGUUGCGUGAUUUGGAGCCAGCAAGAGUGAUUUUUAUUUUAGGAGUAUGUUUGGAGGCGUAUUUAAUGGAAGUGGAUGAUUUUAGUCUGGAAUAUUUAACGGUGAUCAUAAAUAAGUGCCUGCAAGAUCCGCAAGUGGCAAAUGAAAUGCUACAAAAGAGUGAUUUUCUAGAGAAGUUCUUCAUGCAGGUUUCAAGCACCGAAAAUCCGGACAUCUUAUGGCAAUCCUUCGAGGCCAUACACAAAAUGCUGCUGCUGUUGGAUGCCGAAAAAUUGCUGGCGUUCAGCACAUUGCCAACAUUUCCAAUCGAUCGUGUGCUUUGCGAUAUCUUAAACGAAUUUGUAGACAUACGCAGCGCGGCGCUGAAGAUCGUCAAAGAUCUCAUUGUGGACACGAGCGAUAAGUCCACAUUCGCCGACGUAAGUCGUUGUGUAUUUACACUACAGCAAUUGACGCAACUAUUUUGCGAUUACGCCAUUACCGAUCACGGCAACGAAGCCAUCGAGGCAUUGGCCACGGCAAUGCGCACUGAGAAGAUGACACAACUCUUUUUCGAGCAUAAUUUCUUCGAACGCAUUAUGCAGAAUGUGGGCGCUCAUUUGCUGGAGUAUGCGGCGAGUGUGAAGUGUAAGGUGAUUUGGAUCUUUGCCGAGAACGCCCAAUAUGAGCACUUCUUACAGCGCAUUUACGAGGCAAAUGUGACGGAUCUAUUCCUGGACUGUCUAUUGCAAGUGGAUGCGUAUGGCCCAGCGCCCUAUGUGAUAGCUGGUUUGAAUCGCAUGAUGAAGAACCCGAAUGCGGCCAAUCGCAUAUUACAGUUUUAUGAAGCGGGCGUGAUAGAGCGUUUGGCAUCCAUCAUUUCACAACCUGGCAUCGAUAUACGCACUCGCGAACAGGCUGCCGAUUUGAUUGGCAAUUUACUGCGCUUCGCUUUCCAUGACACGGCGCACCAGUUAUUGGCGCUACAAAUUUCUCUGGUUCUGGGUCGUAUAUUUGGUCAACAGCCACAGGAUCUUUCUAUUGACUUUUUAUUAUCGCUGCUAAAUAUCAUCGAGCAUUUGGCACAAAAUGAGGACUAUCGUGAAAUUUUGGGUGAAUCAACACUGCUCAGCAUGAAUAUUGCGCUCAUGCUGAAGAACUCCUUCGCCACGGCCAUACUGGUGAACAACAUUUUCCGCUGUCUCUGCACCUUGGCUGAUGAGGCGGCGGUACGUACCGUUCUACUCUCACGCUACAUCGCACCGUCCAUGAAGCGCGGUCUGAAGUCUCUCUCGAAUCUGGUUAAAACCUCAGUAACGAAUUUCAUUAUGCAAACUGCACGUUUUCCCGAGAUGGUGCAUGAAUACAUCGAGGCGGGUGUUUUAGAAGUUCUUAUUUUGAAUCAGCGUCUGGCUAUGUGUGUGUCCACUUGGGGACCUGCCAUCGAGGCUAUACUUUCCAAGUGCCCAAGUCUUAAGUUUUGCAUACGCAACCAUCUCGGUUUUACGGACAGCACUGCUGGCAAUGACUUUCUUGUCUCCAAAAGGAAGUUCGAUGAUUUUCGUGUUUUUCAAAACAUUCUCAAAGAGGAUGUUUCGCCGUUACAUCCGAUUUUAGUUGUGAAUUUCGAGCGCAAGGAAUCACCACCAGAUCUGAUUAUAGAAGUACCAAUAGAAUGUUUUCCUUUGGAUGAGCGUCCCGACGUUGCGGGUAUCUGGUGCUACUGCCGUAAGCCAGGUGAUAGCGAACUACCGCGUAUACUGGAUUUGCUAAAUGAAGAAUUAGAAAAAUAUGGUUUAAUGCAAAAUCCUGCGAAAAUGAGUCGCUGUAUUGACUUCGAUAACUUGGCCAAGCGUGCCAAAGUUAUCGCCGAGAUAGUAGAGGCUGCACUCUGCAGUAACCUUAAACGCCUGGAUCUCAACACCACCGAAGAGUGCUCCAAUCACACUGUCAAGUGCCACUUGUAUGACAUAGCUCGUGCGCUGCAUUGCAACUUCAUACCUAUUGGCAUGAUACACACUGGUUGCCAGUUCGAGCGCGCAAUUCUUUUUAAAGCCCUGGCCGAUCAAAUCGGUUUGCCGUGUACUUUGCAACGCGCCGUCGACGGUCGUCUGUUAUUCAACGAAGUGCCACUGCCGGUGGAGAUUGACCAUGACCCUCACUGCGAUAAGAAAACUAUGAAAUUUAUGCCUUGGCGCAUGUUGCGACCCACACAUAUUGUCGAUUUGAUGUUCAAUGUCGGUGAACUGUAUCCCAUACAGAGUCGGCAAGCGCUGCAGUAUUUGAGAUUGUAUUAGAAGAAACGGACUCGAAAGCUAAAGACAAGUGUGGACAAGUUGAUUAAA
Molecule: messenger RNA, 2661 nt
Organism: Bactrocera latifrons
Lineage: Eukaryota; Metazoa; Arthropoda; Insecta; Diptera; Tephritidae
Exons: 5
Coding region: 1-2613 (870 amino acids)
Source: RefSeq, a predicted model, not a curated record